Messenger RNA from Patella vulgata (common limpet), 4607 nucleotides. RefSeq names its product ADAM 17-like protease. The record is from RefSeq and is a predicted model, not a curated record. NCBI's taxonomy places the organism in Eukaryota, Metazoa, Mollusca, Gastropoda, Patellidae. Gene Ontology annotation, molecular function: metalloendopeptidase activity. Bases 83 to 2278 code for a protein of 731 amino acids. Gene Ontology annotation, biological process: membrane protein ectodomain proteolysis; Notch signaling pathway. Gene Ontology annotation, cellular component: plasma membrane. The transcript has 22 exons.
GAUUUAUUUUAUAAACAAAUAAGAGGAAUGUGAAUAUUUUUUAAAUGGAAUUUUGAGAUUUUUGGAAGAUCUAGAUUUAGUAAUGGAGGGUUUAUUUCUAAUAUUAUUUAGCUUUUCUCUUUUGUUUCUGACAGUUUCAGCUGAUAUCGGAGACAAGUUAUCGUAUUAUGAAAUAAUAACAACUCCAGAAACGAUUGGUCGAUAUCGACGUAGUAUUUAUACAGAUGAGCAACAUGACGAUAACGAACAGCUCAUUAAAGAAAUAACACUCACAGCUUUUAACAGGUCAUUUCAUUUAAUAUUGAAACCAAGAACAGAAAUAUUUUCACCAAAUUUUAAAAUCAGCGUCGUUCAUUCUGAUGGCAGUGAAACAAUUGCAGCUUUACAAGAAGGAAAUUUCUAUGAGGGUAAAGUACAAGAUGAAGAGGAUUCUGAAGUACAUGGUUAUUUUGAAGAUGGAAGUUUUACAGGAACUAUUUUAUUGGACGGAGAGUUGUAUAUUAUUGAGUCGGCAUGGAGACAUAUAGAUGAUAAGAAUCAUGGGAUAGGAAGUGGUAAAAUGGUGGCCUAUCGUGGUUCAGACAUGCAAUGGCCAGACAAAGGACAAGAUCGACAUAGUUAUUGUCAAUCAGCUCGAGUUGACAGUAACGAUGAGAUGUCAGAUACGUCAACUACAGAAUCAAAACCGAACUCGGACACACAGAAACGGAAGAAACGAGCCACACCGACUAAAAACACCUGUACACUGUUUGCUGUAGCUGAUUAUAAAUUCUACGUAGCGAUGGGUAGAAGUGAUAUUUACAGAACGGCCAGUUAUCUCGUUGGUGUGAUCGAGAGAACAGACGCUAUUUAUCGUCAGACUAACUGGGGUGGAACUCAACAACUUACUGGACUUGGUCUAGAAUUAGGACUGAUUCGUAUACACGACGCUCCAACAAUUAGUACAUAUCAUUAUAAUCAGGCUAAAAACGACUGGGCAACUGGAGAUUUUCUUGAUGCGUUUGGACGAGAUGAAACGUUACAGAAUUAUUGUGUGGGACACUUGUUUACACAUCAGAGUUUUACCAACAAUGUUUUAGGUCUGGCGUAUAUUUCACCUGCUAGAACAUCUGGUCUCGGUGGUAUAUGCUCCCCAAGUCAGACGUCCGGUGGUAUAGUGAGGAGUUAUAACACUGGUUGGACUACAACGAAAAAUACCGGUGGUGAUACCGUUUUAACUCAACAAGCUGAUUUAGUUACAGCUCAUGAAAUUGGUCAUAAUUGGGGUAGUGAACAUGACAGUGAUACAGGAAACUGUGCCCCUUCCAGUAUAUUCGGUGAUGGUAAAUAUCUCAUGUACCCAUUCUCAGUUACAGGAUAUGAUUCAAAUAAUUUCAAAUUUUCUGAUUGUAGUAAAGUUUCUGUACAGAAAGUUUUGGCGGCAAAACUUGAUUCUUGUUUUAAAGAGCCUACUCCAGUGACGUUAUGUGGUAAUGGUAAAAUCGAUGCUGGUACUGAUGAGGAAUGUGAUGCCGGAUUUCUGGGAAAAUACGGGCAGGAUAAAUGUUGUAACUCAUUUUGUAAACUUACCGCUACGUCUGAAUGUAGUCCUGUCAACCAUGAAUGUUGUUUAAACUGUCAAAGAGCACCUGUUGGUACCGUCUGUAGAAACGACACGUUUAGUUCGUGUAAAACAAUCAGCUAUUGUCCAGGAAAUAGCUUAGAUUGUCCAGCCUCUUUAAAUGCUGAUGACGACACAUCUUGUAUAGACAGUGGUGUAUGUCGAGGAGGGGCGUGUCUAGGAAUCUGUGAAGGUCAAGGUCUUCAACCCUGUGUUUGUGAAGAAGUGUCAACAUCUUGUUUACGUUGUUGUCGGAAUUCAACCCAUGGAGUAUGUAAUCACUUGAAACCACAAACAUCGCUACCUCAUGGAAGACCCUGUGCUCAAGGCUACUGUGUGGCUGGAAGUUGUAAGAAAGCUGCCCAGAGUUUGGUAGAGAGAUUAUUUAAUUUAAUAGACAAUAUCUCUUUAGAUGCUAUUUUGAUAUUUUUUAGAGAUAAUAUUGUGGGUUGUGUGAUGAUUUUUACCCUGAUUCUGUGGAUUCCUAUUUCAUGUGGAAUAUCAUAUUGGGAUAGAAAACGAGAAAGAAGGUUUAACAAUAUAAUGGAUAUUGAACCUAGAACGGAUCGUAUGUUUGUUUAUGAUGAAGAUAAAAGACGUGUGAAAGUUCCCGAUCAACAUGUAAGGCCGAGAACACCAAAAGAAAUUUUCAUAGCUCGAUCACAUAAAAAAUAUUAAUGGCAAACAAUCAAUUUUUGUACACAAUAACACAGCCAAAAUAUAAAACAGUCAAUUAGUAGCCAAAACUAUAUUAAAGGGACAUGACAGUUUUCGCUAUUAUAGUUAAAAGAUAGAUAACAUCAAGAGAGAAUUUCAGUCAAAUUACUGAGCCGAGAAAACUGCAUUUGAAAAACACUGUAACCUCGAUUGUCAUUGUCCAGAUUAUAUAUUUUGAUGGUUAAUCAUAAAUAGCCAUUGAAUUGCAGAUCUGUUUAAAGUCGUACCCAUCAGAUGGCAUCAAGAGUUGAUUAUGGUCUUGUUAUGUUUAUUAAUGUCAUGUUAAUUAAUGUCUAAUUAAUAGUUUAAAGAAAGACUUGUAAUAGGCAGAUUUAGCUUUUGCAUAAUGUAUGAUUAAGUCUGGAAAAUUGUGAUACAAUAUUGACCUAGCAUCUGACCUUUAAUGGUGUGCCCAUGGCUGCAGUAACCAUUACACAAACUAAGCACAUGCUUGGGGCAUAAUGGGGUGGGGGGACACAGAAUUUCUGCUUUGUUAAAUAACUCUGAAAUAUGACUAUUAUGAAAACCCUGAAAUAUGACUGUAAUGGUAGCCCUGAAAGAUGACUGUAUCGAUAGCCCUGAAAAAUGAAUGUUAUGGUAGCCCUGAAGUAUGACUCUUAUGGUAGCCCUAAUAAAUGACUGUAACGAUAGCCCUGGAAUAUACCACCAGCAUAAUCUAUAUGUUGUGUCUGACAAAGUUUAAACAGGCUUCAGGUACAAUAUGAUGAAAUGUUACUUAUAUAAAUAUAGUUAUAAAUGUUAUUUAUACAAAUAGUUAUAAACGUUACUUAUAUAAAUACCGUUAUAAACGUUACUUAUAUAAAUACAGUUUUAAACGUAAUGUUAUCCAUAAUAAUGGUUACAGUUACAAAGGGUAAUUGAUAGACUGCUGUUAAAUUAUUUAUUCCUACAUUUUUGAUACUCAAUCAUUGUAAUUGUUUUUUUUAUAACUGUCUUUAUUUUGUAAAUAGUGUUUUUAAAGCAAGUUUUAUAAAUAGUGUUUUUAAAACAGUUUUUUGUGAACAGUGUUUUUGACACAGUUUUGUAAAUAGUGAUUUUAAAACUGUUUUUGUGAAUAGUGUUUUUAAAGCAGUUUUUUCUGAACUGAAUAGAAUAAGUAUCAUUGUUUGUAUUUUUGUCUAGGGCAAAGUUUGUUUUAUAUCAGUGUUUAAUAGAGUAGGGUGGGGAUGUCCCAAUGAUGCAAGUGACUUGAAAGUUAUACCCACCUGUAACAAGAAGUAGGCCAUGCACCUGCAUAAUUCGUUUAUUCCAGGUGAUAGAAAAACUUUCAUUAACAUCUGGAGUACGAGAGAUUUGAGGCGAGAGGUUUGAGGCGUCAAGUAGGCCUACAUCCACGAAACCUGUGUCAAAAUGUUUCUUAGAAUCACCAAUAAAUCCGCUUAUGAGUAGUCUAUUUAUGGGAUUAACCCACUUCUGAGUAGGUCAAAGGUCACAAUUGGUUGGCCACGCCCAAUCUAUAUUAAAUGCAAAACGCAGUACAUGCACAAAAUGGGCAUUCAAACUGUUCCUUGGGACCCCCUAGGGCAAUGUGAAUCCUUCUGAGUGAGUACUUUUGGGAAUUAACCCGCUUUAGAGUAGGUCCAGGGUCACCAUUGGUCGGCCACGCCCAAUCGUCCACUGUACUCGAGUUGUUAAUGAAAUCUUUGUUAGACUCAAGCUCUGAUUGAAAGCAGAUUAAUGAAAUAAAACAUCUACCACAUGUUAGUCCCAGAAUAGGACAAUCUAAUUAAAACACAGAUCCAAUUUCGUUUCGUUUUUAUAGUUCAAAAUUUCGAUUUUAUUUGUCUUUACUACACUUGGUAGGCCAUCAAAAGUAUAAAAAACGAAACGAAAUAUAGAUCUAUAUUUUAAUUAGAUUGAGAAUAGGAGAUAGUUGACUUUACAUAUCACCCGGCUCAACAUUGUAUUACUGAUUUAUAUAAAAGUUUAAAUUGACUGUGAUAUUAUAUGUAUAUUUAUAGAGAUAUAUCUUUUAGAUUUAUUUUUGUUUUAUAUAGAUGUAUGUGUUAACGCUAGGUUCCCACUGUCGUGCGAUGUGUUACGAUAGGAUUAUUCCUAUAUUGAGUCCACGAUCUGGUAUACGUGCCGAUACGUUAAUCGGACGCGUUUCAAUACGAUCAACACGAUUGCUACAACUGAUCUCAAUAUGUGAUGAGACCUGAUAGGAUCACCACGGUUACUCCACGAUUAAAACCACGAUUUCAAUCGCAGCGCGAAUCGUGAUGCUGGGAACCUAGCAUUAGUAAAAUAAAAUGGUGUUAAAAUUGAA